Cicer arietinum (chickpea) is the source of this 4563-nucleotide messenger RNA. RefSeq names its product TMV resistance protein N-like. Lineage: Eukaryota; Viridiplantae; Streptophyta; Magnoliopsida; Fabales; Fabaceae. Gene Ontology annotation, biological process: defense response; signal transduction. The record is from RefSeq and is a predicted model, not a curated record. Gene Ontology annotation, molecular function: ADP binding.
AUCUGGUUGCUUGCUACGUUGACUUCGAGGACCAGUGUUGAAGCUUGAAACUGAUCUUCAUCUAAUCUAAUAACAAUGAGUGUGCAAUCUAGCUUCACCUACGAUGUGUAUCUGAGCUUCAGAGGUGAAGAUACACGAUUCGGUUUUACUUCAAAUCUCUUCGCUGCUCUUAAACAAAGAAGUAUCCAUACAUUUACUGACGAUGCGCUGCUUCUUAAAGAAGAGAAUAUAUCUCAAUCACUUUUUAGGGCAAUCGAAGAGUCUAGGAUCUUCAUCAUUAUAUUCUCCCCCAACUAUGCCUCUUCUAAGUGGUGUUUGGAAGAACUAACCACGAUCCUAGAGUACUAUGAAGAGGGGAAGAAGAAAAAUUGGGGAAAAGUUUUACCAAUUUUCUAUGACGUUGAUCCUUCUGAUGUGCGAAACGGGAGAGGAAGUUAUGGAGAAGCACUGGAUAAACAUGAAGAGAUGUUCAAGGAUGACCUUGAGAAGGUCGACAAAUGGAGGUUUGCUCUGCGCAAUGCGGCUAACUUCUCCGGCUUCCAUUUCCAGAGGAGAGAUGGAAACGAAUAUAAAUUUAUCGAGAGUAUUGUAAAGGAAGUCUUUCGCAUGAUUUCUCGCGUUUCUUCUUUACAUGUUGCUGGUUACCCUGUUGGAUUGGAGUCUCGAGUGGAUAAAGUAAACUCACUUCUGAAUCUUGGGUCUGAUGAUUUAGUUCAAAUGGUAGGGAUAUGGGGAAUUGGUGGAAUAGGGAAGACCACAAUUGCUCGAGCCGUAUGUAAUUCAAUCAGUCACUUGUUUGAAGGUUUAUGUUUUCUCAAUGAUGUGAGACAGAAUUCAAUGAAGUAUGGCUUGGUACAUCUCCAAGAGACUGUUCUUUCUGAGAUAUGUGGAGAUGUAAAUAAAAUAAAGAGUGUCAACCAAGGAAUUCCAAUAAUAAAGCAGAAACUCCACCGGAAAAAGGUUCUUUUAGUUCUUGACGACGUUGACAAUUUGAAGCAACUCCAGGUUAUUGCAGGAGCAUCUGAUUGGUUUGGUCCUGGAAGCAGAAUCAUCGUUACAACUCGGGACAAGCAUUUUCUAGUAAGUCAUGCGAUUGAAAGAAUAUAUGAAGCAGACGCAUUAAGUGAAAAAGAAUCUCUUGAUUUGCUUAGUUGGAAUGCUUUUAAAACCGACAAAGUUGAUCCAUGUUUUGUAGACAUUUUAAAACGUGCAUUGACUUUUGCUUCUGGGCUUCCAUUGGCUUUGCAAGUAGUAGGCUCCUACUUGUUUGGCAGAAGUAUAAAUCAGUGGAUAAGUGCAUUGGAUCAUUAUGAAAGAGUUCCCGAUAAACAUAUCCAAACAGUACUCAAGAUAAGCUACGAUUCCUUAGAGGAAGAAGAGAAGAGUGUUUUUCUUGAUAUUGCUUGUUUCUUCAAUGGACAUAAGUUAGAAGACGUCAAAGAUAUACUUUUGGCUCGUUAUGGUGUAUCUGCAAAAUAUAGUAUUGAAGAAUUGAUUGAAAAAUCUCUCAUAAAGAUCGAUGAUGGUCUUGUGACAUUACAUAACUUGAUUCAAGACAUGGGUAGAGAAAUUGUCCGACAGGAAUCACCAUAUGAGCCUGGCAAACGCAGUAGGUUAUGGCUUCCUAAAGAUGUAGUUUGCGUUUUAGAAAAAAACUCGGGUUCUAGUACAAUUGAAAGCUUAUUUUUGGAUUUCCCCAAAGAUGAAGUGAAUUCACAUGGACCCAAAGGUAAAGAAGUAUAUUGGGAUGGACAAGCUUUAAAGAGGAUGCAAAACCUCAAAAUACUUGUUAUUAAAAGUGGUUGUUUUAACAAAGGCCCCACACAUCUUCCCAAUAGUUUAAAAGUGUUGAAAUGGCGAGGGUAUCCUUCAGCGUCAUUACCAAAUGAUUUUCAUCCGAAGAAGCUUGCCAUACUCGAGUUACCUGCAAGUUGCGUAGUGGUAACUGAACCAAUUCAGACGUUUAGAAGCCUGAAAUAUAUGAAUUUAAACUACUGUGAACUGAUAACUCAUAUACCUGAUGUAUCUGGCCUCCCAAAUUUAGAAACAUUGUCAUUUAGAGAUUGUGUGAAUUUAUCUGAAAUUCAUGUGUCAGUUGGAUUUCUGGAUAAACUUAAAAUCUUGGAUGCUGGUCAUUGCAAGAAACUUAUGGCUUUUCCACCCAUCAGAUUGAUCUCUCUUGAACAAUUCUAUAUUUCACAUUGCUCAACUCUAGAAAGUUUCCCAGAAAUAUUGGGGAAGAUGGAAAAUUUAACAGAGCUUCGAAUCAUCGGAAGUCCUAUACAAGAAUUGCCAUUUUCAAUUCAAAACCUAAAUCGGCUUCGAAAAUUAGAACUACAAAUCUGUGGAACGGUUCAGUUGCCAAGUAGCAUUGCCAUGUUUUCACAACUUGGUUUGAUGUGUGUUUCGAGAUGCGAAGGGUUAUGGUUAACAAAACAGGACAUAGGUGAAGAAUGGGAUACCAAGUCUUCAAAGACAGAACGUCUUAUUCUGUCGUACUGCAAUAUAUCAGAUGACUUCCUUCCAAUAGGUCUUACUUUGUUUGCCAAUGUAAAGGAUUUGGACCUGUCGGGGAAUCAUUUCACUAUUCUUCACGCGUGCAUUAAGGAAUGUCACUUUCUGAGGAACCUUAAGCUGAAUGAUUGCGUGCUUAUACGAGAAAUUACAGUGAUGCCAUGUAAAUUAGAAACACUUUCUGCAAAACGAUGCAAAUCCUUGAAAUACAUGGAUCUUACAGGAGAAUGUCACUCUUUGAGAGAACUUACUCUGGAUGAUUGUAUUUAUCUUCGAGAAAUUAAAGGGGUUCUGUCAAACUUGGAUCAUUUCUCUGCAAAAAACUGCACAUUAUUGACUUCCCAAUGUGCAAGCAUGUUAGUGAAUCAGGAAAUGAUCGAAGCUGGAAACAAGAUGUUUUCUUUGCCAGGAUCAAAUAUUCCGGAUUGGUUUGCGCACCGUACAAGUGGAGAGUCAAUAUCUUUCUGGUUUCGUAACAAAUUCCCUGCAAUUUCUCUGUGUCUUGUUAUUGGACAGGAAGAUGAGCUACCUAUCUCAGUCAAGUUUAGUCCAAAAGUGCUCAUCAAUGGCAAUGAACUGUCCGGUGGCAAUCAGAAAGUCUACAAGUUCAGGAUAGCUACGGAUCAUAUACUUUUGUUUGAUGCACGGAUGCUAAGUUUUGAAGAUAAUGGAGAUACAGAAUUGUCAGACUAUGAGUGGAACCAUGUGGUGGUUUCAUAUGAGGAUCUUAUUACUGACAACGGGGUUCCAAUCAGAGUGGUUGCCAAAUAUAGCGGAAUCCAUGUAUUUAAACAAACGAGUGGACUGGAGGAUAUCCAAUUCACCAAUCCCCGGAAAACAUUUAUAAAUGCGAAUUUGGGUCCCAAUUCAAUGGCAGAGCCACCUCAAAGAGAAACUUCAGAGAGUCUUUCAAAUAAUGAAGUUUAUGCUACUUUAAAAGAAAAUGACCCUCCUGUCAUUCACGGAUGUAGUGUCGACGAGGAUGCCGAUCUGGAUGCAGUAUCCUGUGAGGAAGAGUCUUCUUCCAACACUGAAGGUUCUGAUUCAGAUGAUCCCUUCGACUUGAUUAAUAGAAAACUCUGUGUUAGUUGGAAGAAAAUCAUAUCCUCAGGAUCAAGUUCUGGAGAUGCAAAUCUAAGAUCCAUUAGCGAGGCUAUUAAUGCCUUGGAGUUGUUAAUGGUGAAGGACUUAUCAGAAGUCUCUUCUGAUCCCGCAGCGCAUUCCAAACUUCAUCAGCUCUUGGAUCUAUUGGGUGCAAGUAGCCACCCCAAGGUGACUGUAGAGAUGAAGGAGGCUAUUGUGGAGUUCAAGAGAAAGGCCUUUUUAUUAUUCCAACAAUUCCAAUCCACUGUUGAGUCUGUCAAAACACUGAAGGAUUUUGAGAAGCAUCUGACCAGAAUUAAGCAAGAGACUGUGGAAGGCAAGAGUCGAAGAAAGGACCUAAAAAACUCAAUAAAAAGGGUUUCUUUGGGCAUCAAAGCCGAAAAUAGUAGUAAAAAGGAGCUAGAGUCAGAAAUUGCAGUUUUAAGAAAACAACUAGCUACCAAAGAAAGGGACCUUGAACAAUUUGUGGUGAAUCUCAAGAAUCAGGAGGAAACACUCUCGACCUAUUCAACAAGUUAUGCUUCUCUCAACGAGCAAGCUCAAUCACUAUUAAAACAAGCUGAUGAUCUACUUGCUGUAAGCAGUGGGAUAAAGGAUGAGGGUGAAGCAGCUGAAGUAGAGCAGAGUAGGCUCAGGUGGACUUGGUCUAUUGAUCUUACUGGCCAGCUUAAUCAGAUGAAAAAAAACAUUCUUGGCUUCUAACUGGUUUAUCAAGAAGCUGGAAAACAGCAUAAUAAGGAAACCAUAUUUGGUCAUGGACUUUGUUUAUUGGUAAAUCUCCUUAUUUUCAAUCUCAUUAGUUUGAGGUGCUUUCCAACUUCAAAACUAUUUGAAAAUUGUAAAACACUAAACUUUUACAUAUAUCCAUAUUGUAAAAACACUUAGGCUAAUUUGUGUGCCGAUUGUUUUAUACAUUUUAUUGGUGUCAACAAUAUUUUUUUGAAA